AAGUUAACAUUACUGUAUUUUCAGCCUAUAACAACUAUGACAAUCACUGCGUGUUUAUCAGGCUACUGUUGUGUUUGUAAACGUUAGCUAGCCAUGCCCAGUACUGAAAUGUAAACUGGAAUUGUUGUGUGAAUGUGACAUGUUUCAGACUCAUAACGUUUUAUAAAAAGGUAUCCUGAGGAGUUUUAAUUGAUCAAAAUGAUCAUGUUUAUUAGCUGGAUUUAGCCGCUGCUGUAGUCUCGUGACUUCUGUCAUUGAAAUCAGAAAGUUCUAGAUCUCGGUUUGGUGUCGGUAAGGUUUGUUUCCGUUAUAAUGUGGUUUCCACUAAUGAAAGUAAUUGACCUUCUUUGGAUUGAAACAUUGACGUGUUUACAUGUGUUGAGUGUAUUAUCAAAGCCCUGCACUAGACAUAGCACACAUAUUUGAGGAUGUGCAUAGCCAGCAGUGGUGUAGAGUAACCAAGUACAUUUACUCAAGUACUGUACAAUUCUUUAGGUACUUGAGUAUCUCCAUGUUCUGCUACUUAGUACAUCCAAGUCAUUUCAGAGGCUGUAACGUCUACAGUGUGAGUGUGCAGUCCUCCUUGCCAGGGAAGGAGAGGCACCAGGGACCAUGAGUGAAAUGGCCCUCAUACUGAGGCGACGAUGUACUUCGAGGUAGAGGUGGAUCACCUGGGGCGGGAUGAUGACGACGAAGAAGAAGACAAGAUCCACUUUGACAAAGAUGAUGACCUGAUCGCCGAGCCUUCAUCGUCAUCUGGUCGGGUGUACGACCGCACAACAGUACUCAUUGAGCGGGACCCUAUCCGGCUAGAUGAGGAGGGCGAAGAGGAGGGUCACUGUGGAGGGGACGAGGACGGGGUCACCUUCCUCACUGAAGGGGAAGGUGAUGGAGAUGAGGAGGAUGGCUCUCUGGCUUUUAUGUCUGACCCUGAUGGCAUGUCACAGGGAUAUGUGCACCACACUAUUUCUCCAGACCAGAUCCAGUUCACAAUUAAUCCAGGCUCCACCCGUAUGCCACGCAACAUAGAGGGGGCCACCCUCACCCUGCACUCCGAGUGCCCCGAGACCAAGCUGAGAGAGGUGAAGCGCUACCAGUGCAUGUUCGAAGGCUGCACCAGGACGUACAGCACGGCGGGAAACCUGCGAACACACCAGAAGACGCAUCGGGGCGAGUACACAUUUGUGUGUAAUCAACAGGGCUGUGGAAAGGCCUUCCUCACCUCCUACAGCCUCAAGAUCCACGUCCGCGUUCACACCAAGGAGAAGCCGUUUGAGUGUGAUGUGCAGGGCUGUGAGAAGGCCUUCAACACGUUAUACAGACUGAAAGCACACCAGAGACUUCACACAGGCAAGACAUUCAACUGUGAAUCAGAGGGAUGCUCCAAGUACUUCACCACGCUGAGUGACCUGAGGAAGCACAUUCGCACACACACUGGGGAGAAACCGUUCCGGUGUGACCACGACGGCUGUGGUAAAGCCUUUGCUGCGAGUCAUCACCUGAAAACACAUGUACGGACACACACAGGGGAGAAGCCUUUCAACUGCCCCAGUGACGGCUGUGAGAAGACGUUCAGCAGCCAGUACAGUCUGAAGAGUCACAUCCGGGGCCACGACAAAGGACAGCCAUUCACCGUCACCCUCACACAUCCGCUCUCUGAAGAUGCAAAUCACUCGCUGUGCCUCAGUGACCUGAGCCUCAUCUCGACAGACUCAGAUCUCCGGGAGAACAUCCAUAAUGCUCAAUUGGACCUGAACAAUGUGACUCCUGUGAAAAUCUUUGAGCUCAUGUUCCAGAGUCCUGAAAAUAGUGUCAGCCAAGAUGAAGCCCAUCCCAACGAGAGCCUUAUUGAAUCGUUCAGCCUGGAGAUGUCGACCCCACGGGGAGCGACUGACGGCUCGUCUCUCAUCUCUUUCUCUUUCCAUCCUACCUGCUCAUCCUCCUGCUCACACUCCACUUCAGUCAUGGAGGCUCCUUCACGGCUCAUCCAGAGUUCCUCUUCGCAGGCCUCCACCCCCGCCCCUGUCACUGCCACCGUCAGCUCCACGCAGCCUACACCUUUCGUGCAAGUGACCAGGCCUCAGCAGAUCCCUGAUGUGCCUGCCAAGGCACCUGCCCAAGCACCAAACAGUGGCCCCCCCCAGCACUUUGUGACAAUACCACCCACAUUCCUGCAGCCGGAUAAUGCCCCCACGACUGCUCCCAUCCCACCUGCCAUCUCCACCUCCCCUCCUGUGGCUCCGUCGCUGACCGCCGCAGCACCGGGCCCUGCAGCUGUGGUUGCAGCACCCCCAACAGACACAGCUGCUGUGGAAGCGGCGGCUCAACCUUUGCCUUUGACCAACAACCCUGUCUCCCUCCCCGUCCCCAACCCCGGCACGGGUUUGGCUCCCGCCCCUGCCACCAUCACCAUAGGUCCCACCUCCAACCUGCUGCAGCCCAGCCUGGUCAUGUCUGACCAGAACCUGCAGUGGAUCCUCAGCAGUGCUGCUAACAGCCAACAGAACCCCGACCAAGCAACACAUCAAGGAGCUCCAAAAGUGGAAAAGGUUUUCUUCACAACGGCCAUACCAGUGGGAGGAAAUGCCGGCAACUCGGUCCAACAGAUCGGCCUCAGUCUGCCCGUCAUCAUCAUCAAACAGGAGGAGUCCUGCCAGUGCCAGUGUGCCUGCAGGGACGCUGCUAAAGACAAGACUUCAAAGAGUGCUUCCUCCAUUGUUUCAGCCCCAGCCCAGCCGCAACCACCAGAGCCGCCCCCUCCCCCGCCUUCACAGCCCCCAGAGCCUCCACAACAUCCACCCUCCUCUUCUACAUCUUCUCCAAGCAGCCUCCCCGAGUCUUCCUCAAAGGUGGGUGAGGUGUUACCGGAGGCCCCCUCUUCUUCUGCUUCCUCCUCCAAAGCUCAGACUUUCUCCUCGAUAGUGAGCAGCACUGCCACAAACUCUCCCUCGUCUGAAGGGUUAGCCAAUAUGUACGUCUCGGAUUUCCUCUCCCUGCAGAGUCCGGAGACGGCGGACAACAUUGAGGCUCUGCUGCUGCAAGCUCAUGACUUCAGCAUGACCACUGACAGCAACCCUUAGAAGAGCUGCGUCCUGCACCGUGUGUUCCCUGCUGCACCCACUCAUCCACACACAUCAAAUCCACCCACUUCUCGAGUCCUUCUCCACAGCGAGGCCUCUUCUUUCUCUUAUAUAGAGUGUGUAUCGAGCCUCCUGUACCUGCAGUUCGUUCAGUUCUGUGUGGCAUUGCGCAACAUAUACACUAACCAGAAGUGAUUUAUUUUCUGUUGAGUCUCUUUGUAGUAGCUGAAAACAGGAUUAGUUUGCUUAUUGAGAUUUAACAACGUUAAUGCAUAAUGAAUGCAGGGAAAAGGCAGUAGAUCCUCUUGUUAUGAACAUAAUCAAAGUGUACAUAAUAACCCUCGAUAUUCACUCUGAAUCGAUCGAAACAAAUGAGUGUUGUCCAAGCACUGAUGACUUAAUAUUUCCAUGUUCCUGGCUUAAAGGCCAGACACCUGAGCAGGAAAACAAAGCAAGUCUGUAUAUCCUUGUACUGUACUACCGGUCCAAACAAAUGCUUCUAGCUGGUAUGCAACAGACCAGAAUGCACUGUUUAUUAGACGAAUGUGAUUUGAAUAAGCAUUGCUCCCAGUAAGAAUUUGACGAGGUUGGCCACAAAGCCCCUCUUACUCAAAAUGAAGUAAUUCCUCAGUGUUUUUGUUUUCUACGAAGACUAGUGUAGUCCAGAAAAUGUGAUUAAUCCCUUCCUUUUUUUUUUUACAUCUUUUGACGGUUAUUUACUAAUUGAGAAAAGAACCUGGGAUCGCAUCUGCCUGUUUUUUAAGUGAAAUUAAUACAUCAUAAGUUGCCUAUAACUUUUUUUUAACUAAUUUAAAAUUGUACAUGUUAAUUUAUUUAAAUACUUGAUUCUUUCAUUUUACUUUCAAUUAUCUUCAAGAUAGUAGUGCAAAAUCUAAUAAUUUAUUCCAAUCACUUGUUGUACUUUAAGCUGUGUUUGUGUUACUGAUUUGAUCUUUUGCUUUUCUUUUCUUUUUGUGAACAUAAUGGGUAUUGCUAAAAGCAAGCUUGAGAAAAGAGUAUAGUAGACUGCACAGUAAAACAAAUUAUCUCUGAGGAUCUGCUUGUUUGCAAAGAUUGUCCACAUGAAACAGUAAGAAACUACUGUCAACAUCCCAUAUUUUAUAGGGUUGUGACCCUCUCAGGGAUGCAUCAAGUCAUUAGUGAUCCUGGUUCCCUUAAUUUAUUACUCAAACGUUUCUCUCAGCCCCACACUUGCAGCUGCCCUUCGUUUUGCUGCACUCUUCCCUGUUAAUGCACACUGAGAUCUGACAGCUUGUUGGCUGAGGUGCAGAACCACUACAGACCUUUUUGUACACACCUGCUGUAAAGUAGCAUUUUAAAAAAAAGAUGGUGUCCUGGCGACAGUGUAAAUACAGUACAUUUUAGUGUAAAGAUCUUUGCGAAACUUGUAGAUUAUUCUAGAAUUUGUAUUUUUGUAUAGACCUUUGAAUUACUUCCUCUCAGAGUUUGGAGCUAAUGUAUACCCUCUAUCCUAUCCUUGCAUUCUAACCACAGUCUCAUUUAUGCAGGAGAGCUUUCGCUGUGUUAAGUUGAAUUGUUCUUCAAGCAGCUGGGCUUUAUGUACAGUCCCCAUAUUAACAAAAUAUAUGAAACGCAUAGCCUCAUGCUCAGAGUAUAAUUUAACGAUAUUGUUUCACACGGGACACAAUGCAAUGAUGAUAGAACGAAGGCAUUAUGCCCCGUAUGCUAGAGUGUAGAGCUACUCGGCCUUACAACACAACUGUUCUGUGAGCCUCCUUGCCUUCACAGUCUCCGCUUCAGACAGACCUGCCAUUGAAACGCCGACACACUCAUCUUCAUUGAGUCUCAGGCAAUCACACAGCAGCAAAUCACAAUGAGGCAUCGAGACAGAAAAGCUGUCUGUGGGGAAAGUAAUUAAUGGAUAUGCAGCAUAACGAGUGAAGUGACCAGGUUUUAAGGAUCAAAUCUGAUAUGCAUGUCACAUCAUUUAUGUCUGCCUUUUUUUUCCUUUGUUUUUCUGCCAAAAUCUAGAACAGUGAAACUUUCCUUUGACACAAAUGUGCCAAGAAGGCAGUGAGAUAUGUUGUGAAAGGCUGCGGUCACUCAUUUUGUGCUCUCUAAACCAUUCCAUGUAUGCAGUAUUAGAGAUCAGGAGUUUGCACUUGGUUCCAUUGGAUUACAAAAUCGUUUGCUCACCAUUUCCCUAUUAAAGCACUUGCCCGGAAUCAAGUUCAUACCAUAUAUAUUAUCAUAAAUGCAUACAGUCAAAGAACACAACUAUGCAAUUUUACAUGUGGCAUCCAGUUCAAAUAAAGAAUAUUUAUUCCCCCCCCUCCUCUAUUUAAUUAUAUCUUGCCGCAACCUUAUAGGCAGAACAAUGUAAGACAUGUUUAUUGAACUCCAGUAAAUUGCAUUUCAUAUUUAGAGUUUUGUUUAAGGUACUGAUCCCAUGAAUGUUGCAAUACAGCGAUCCUUUGACAUGCUGUUUAAAACCAACUGGACUUGUUUGAAGGAGUAUUUACUGAAUGAGUCAUUGAAAUAUUCUGUUUUAAGAAUUAUUUUUGGUCAAAUGUAUGCAGCUUCUCUUUUUUUUACACUUAUGCGUAAACAUAUUAUUUGGGCUCACUGUAAUCAUCUCAGCUUUUUACUUAAUUAUUUGUUGCCUCAUAAAUCACAAAUAAAAGUUCAACCAGCAGCUGCCCAUAUUUGUUUAAUCAAGAAGCAGAGAAAUUAAAUGUGGCCCAGGUUUUUGUUUGAUUUUAAGUUGACCUAAAGUGGUAUUGAGAGCAAAUCACUGAUGGAGACAUUAGUUUGGAAGCAGCUUGUAAAGUGUUUACGGAAAUCGAGUCCAGAUUUCCUUACAUUUUUCUAAUUGGGCAAAGAAGGACACUAUACGCUUUCGAAAGAAAUGUCUCGACACCCAAAGACUGAGGAAUUGUUAAGGAUUUGUAUUUUUUAAAAGAGAAUGUAUAAUGUGAAAAUGUGUGCUUAUGCUUGUUUCGUACAAAGUAAUAUUAUCAAAAACAUUUCUGGACUGAGAGCAAUAUAAUACUAAUAAAACCUUAUCCUUGUCACUGAAA
Molecule: messenger RNA, 6142 nt
Organism: Eleginops maclovinus (Patagonian blennie)
Lineage: Eukaryota; Metazoa; Chordata; Actinopteri; Perciformes; Eleginopidae
Gene: mtf1
Product: metal-regulatory transcription factor 1
Exons: 11
Coding region: 645-3080 (811 amino acids)
Biological process (GO): regulation of transcription by RNA polymerase II
Molecular function (GO): RNA polymerase II cis-regulatory region sequence-specific DNA binding; DNA-binding transcription factor activity, RNA polymerase II-specific
Source: RefSeq, a predicted model, not a curated record